This is a messenger RNA of Amoebophrya sp. A25, 754 nucleotides long. Lineage: Eukaryota; Dinophyceae; Syndiniales; Amoebophryaceae. The record is from the annotation of a GenBank genome assembly.
UCUAUGAGCGCCAUCGCUGAAGAAAGAGACUAUGCAUUUGGUCGAUGCGAGCUACCCGUAAGAGACGGAAGCAGCAGUGUAGUGGUCUUCGAUAUUCACACCCCUGGAAUGGGUAUAUUCCUUCACUUAUAACAAGCGCCAUCAAAGCCUGGAGAGGACGACUAAGCUCUUGAUGCGAGCUCCCCUUGAGUAGGAUGGACUGGAGAAGAACACACAGCUUAAGUAUCAAGAAAGGUCGUAACGUUCCUACUUCUAGUACCUAGUACUGUAGUUUUGACGUUUUGGGGCAAGAUGUGAUGGAGUUCGAUUUAAAGUAGAGUACUAUGAUGAACGUUCUCGUAUUGCGAUUGUUACGGGGGGUACAGCGGGUGUUUGAUUCGGUUGUUUGAAGUAGAAGAAUUCAGAUCAUUUUUUUACCGUGGAUGAACUAGUAGUGAUAAUCAUGUUACAUUUACAAGAAGAAGAAGAAGUAUACUAUCUACGGCCCUCAGGAGGUUGUUCAUGUGGCUCCGUGGAAAAGCAUGGUUGUUCAGAGGUCCUGUGAAGCUUAUUCUGUGGAGCUCCAACAUCUAAUCUCGUUUUAGGAAGACCUACAAAAUUCCCCUCACCGCAGAUUAAGAUUUUUCAAAUUAGGGAAUAUCGAAUUGCCGAAAUUAAGGUAUUGUUAAUGUGAGGCAGGGAGUAUCGCCAAUUUUUCAAAUUCAAAUUGGGGUGCGCGCCUCUGCUCGGCCUCUACCGUCUGCGCUCUUAGGGG